AUGACUCAGACCCAUGGCAACGCUCUAUUCCUCAUCCUUGUUUUGGGAUUAGGAGGAAGCUUUCAGGUCGGCUUCCAUGUCACUGGACUGAGUUCUCCUUCGCCGUACAUCCAGCGCUUCAUCAACAGCAGCUGGUAUGAUAGAUACGGAGAGCCUCCACAUCCGCAGACGGUCACAAUGAUCUGGUCUCUUAUUGUUUCCAUGUUUGCUGUCGGGGGACUCUUAGGUGCCAUCAGUGUCAAAUUUAUGUCAGACUUGCUGGGAAGAAAAAAGGCAAUGAUCUGCAACAGCUUCAUUGCUGUUCUUGCAGCAGGAUUCAUGCUGGCAAGUAAAAAUGUCAACUCUUUCGAAAUGAUCAUUGUGGCAAGAUUUCUGUUUGGUUACUCAGCAGGGUGGAAACCAGAGGCCAGAAAAGAGAGACCAGGAAACGCGGGUAAAGCUGACGGAAGAAAUACAGAGGCAACAUGGAAGAAAACAAGCAGACGGACCAACAAGGGACAAAGGGAAGCACACACAAUAAAUACACAUAAGGAUUCCAGCUACUGGGUUCCAUACAUUACUGUGAGUUUGAUGGUUGUCUUCAUCAUGUUCUUUUGUGGAGGACCUGGAGGAGCCACACCAACGCUCAACAGUGAGCUCUUCAUUCAGUCUAAUCGAAUGGCAUCACUCGUCCUCACAGGGCUGCUGCAGUGGUUUAUGUUUGCAGUGAUGGGCCUGGUCUUUCCAUUUCUCAUUGAUGCUCUCAGCUCAUACUUAUUUUUGCUGUUUGCCUCUGCCUGCAUGCUGGGUAGUCUUUAUACCUUCUUCCUUUUGCCUGAGACUAAAGGCAAGACCUUGCUGGAGAUCUCAGCGGAGUUUAAAGCCAUCACUGUCUGUGGGAAAUCCUUUGCAGAGGAAACGAGAACAGAGACCAGGUUGUGAUGAGGACCGCGUAUAGCUACAGCAAAAAAC
Neolamprologus brichardi is the source of this 951-nucleotide messenger RNA. The record is from RefSeq and is a predicted model, not a curated record. Lineage: Eukaryota; Metazoa; Chordata; Actinopteri; Cichliformes; Cichlidae.